Phoenix dactylifera (date palm) is the source of this 1734-nucleotide messenger RNA. RefSeq lists its product as uncharacterized. NCBI's taxonomy places the organism in Eukaryota, Viridiplantae, Streptophyta, Magnoliopsida, Arecales, Arecaceae. The record is from RefSeq and is a predicted model, not a curated record.
UUCCCGUUACGCCACCUCGCUUCCCGUGGCAACGCCCUGCGCUCUUCUUGUCUUUGCCCUUCAAAACUCUCUCUCUCUCUCUCUCUCUCUCUUCUACUUCUAUCCCUCCUCUCGCCUCCAUGGCAUCCCCGGCUCGCUCCUCCCCCGUCGCCUUCUCCGGAAUCGCCUCCUUCACCGGCGGCGACUCCUCCCUGCUGCCGGACCCCAAUUCCCAGACUGGCAGUGCCGCCGGGAGCUUCCAGGGCGAGGGCCUCCUCGCCGGGACGGCCGGCGGCGUCCCGGAGGUGGACGGAGGCAGCGGCGGCGAGGCGGAGUUUGGGUUCCAGCGGCCGGAGUUCGGGCAGGAGGCGCUGGCGGGAACCGUACAGAUCUACGACCGCCACGUGUUCCUUUGUUACAAGUCGCCGAACGUCUGGCCGUCUCACGUCGAGGCGGCGGAGUCUGACCGGCUCCCUCGCCUCCUCUUCGCCGCCCUCAAGGCCCGGAAGGAAGACAUGAAGAAGCGGACUCGUAUGACCAUAUGCGAAGGAGAAGAUGGUACUGAUUCUUCCAAUGGAGAUGUUCUGAUCUUUCCAGACAUGAUUAGAUACAGGAAAUUGACCCACUUUGAUGUUGAUACUUUUGUUGAAGAAGUGCUUGUGAAAGACAAUGAGUGGCUCCCAGGAGCAGCUGAACCACUGACUGGUUCAUUUGUUUUUAUAUGUGCUCAUCAAAGCCGAGAUCGGAGAUGCGGUGUUUGUGGCCCUGCUCUUGUUAAAAAAUUCAAAGAAGAGAUAACCCUUUAUGGUCUACAAAGACAAGUGUCUGUCAGGCCCUGCUCACAUGUGGGUGGUCAUAAGUAUGCAGGAAAUGUCAUUAUAUUUAGUCCCAAUAUCAAUGGAGAACUUACUGGUCAUUGGUAUGGAUAUGUCUCUCCAGAUGAUGUGCCUACAUUGCUUGAACAGCACAUUCGGAAAGGCAAGAUUGUAGACCAUCUGUGGAGGGGGCAAAUGGGAUUAUCUGAGGAGGACCAGAAAAAUGCUCAGAACCUUAGACUUCAGCCAAACAGUGGAAUGGAGCAAAAUACUGCAAAGGAAUUCAUCGAAACUGCAGGAACUGAUGGUGUUGUAAAUGGCACAAUAGCUGGAGCAGGUGGAUGCUGCCAGGGCACUGGCAACAUCUCUUGUUGCCAGAACACGCCACCGAUGGAAAAACCAGAAAAUGAUCAGAUUGGCGAACAGAAGACUCAGGAGGUCGAGCAGGAGAAGAGUAAGAUGGAAACCAAGACCAGUAGCAACAAAGCAGCCUCGUGCACUCGUAAAAUCUGUGCAAUGCCCACCUGGUUUGAGAGCUGGGAACGAGAGGACACCUAUGCAGCUCUCGCGGUGGUUGCAGCCAUUGCCUCCGUUGCUGUUGCUUAUAGCUGCUAUAGGCAGCUGAGAUAAAAUUCAGUUCUUUUCUAACUAUGACUUGUGCUGGCUUAGGUAUCAGCAGUCCUCAUGAUAGUGGGCUAUCAUGUCAUCAAAAUGUAUUAUAGCUGUUCCAUGGGAAAACAAAACAUCAGGAUACACGUGAUGGAAUAAGAAACAUGAUGCUUCAGACCUAGUUUUGAAAUGUUGUAGGUUUGAAAGAUGUUAAUAUUACCCUAAUAUACAUGCAAGGGAUGGACAAUAUAGUCUGAAAAAAUCCUGGACAUGGAUGUUGGUAACCAUGAAUGAAUGCUGUUUUUUGAAUCGAGACAUACAGAUUGGCUGC